This is a messenger RNA of Cladocopium goreaui, 516 nucleotides long. The record is from the annotation of a GenBank genome assembly. NCBI's taxonomy places the organism in Eukaryota, Dinophyceae, Suessiales, Symbiodiniaceae.
AUGUCACAUGGCAUCAAGAUGAGCCAGGCAAGCGGCAAGAUCCAAGCUGCGCCGAGACGGUCGGCCAAAAGCAGCUCACCCUUUCCGGGUUUCCAACGGCCCAGCGCGAGCGAGGUGAAGCAGUUUCACAAGCUCUUGGCCCGGCACUUUGGAGAAAGACGGCCAGGAAAGGGCAAGAGAAACAUUCUGGACACAGUUGUGGGUACCAUUCUGUCGCAGAACACAACAAAUACCAACUCCCACAGGGCCUUCAGUCAGCUGAAAAAGAGUUUCCCCACGUGGGACAAAGUUCGCACUGCCCGGCCGGCAGCUGUGCAGAAAGUCAUUCGCUGUGGUGGUCUAGCACCAAAGAAAACCAAAUGGAUCCAAGCAAUCCUGAAGACGUUGCACAAGGAGCGUGGGGAGUCCUCCAUGGAGUUCUUGAGAAAGUUGAACAAGGAACAGGUGCACCAGGAAUUGGAGCGGUUCCAAGGGGUGGGCAAGAAGACCAGUGCCAUCAUCAAUUUGUUCGACUAA